CUGAUGCAGUUUCCUCUCGGUCGUCGUGGAGUCCACACGUCUAAUCUACGUAAAAAGCUUCACGUAUCCGAGCUUUAUAUGUUUUAUGUGUGAGGUGUCAUCAGAGUUACGGCGCCGCAUUGUCUUCACUUAAAUCAUCUAGUGCUUGUGAACCUGUGUACGGCUCCGUUGACACAUAUCUUAUAGUGAUUGAAACUGUUUGUUGUUGCAAUUAUAUUUGAAACUAAGUUUAAGCAUACUUUUUAAACACGGGAUGUUUUGAAACAUUAGGAUCUAUAUCUCAAAGAAGCAGCUUGGCGCGGCGUAGCGGGCGGGCCGCGCCAUGGGUAACAAAUGCUGCAGCCGCCGCCAUGACCCGGAACGACCUCUAGUGUACCCAGCGUACAAGAAGAACGAACCUGGGUUCACCGCCUGCCCGUCGCUAGAGACGCGAUACACCGGCGAGCCCAACAACCGAGCGCCGCGCCGAACUGCCGACAUAGUGCGGACACGGAACCCGGGGACAUGUAUAACCAACGGCGGGCGGCGCGUAGUCAAAGCGCUAUGCGCAUACACGGCGCGCGCCGACUCCGACAUCUCAUUCCGCAAAGGCGACCGCAUGGAGGUCCUCAACGACGCGGAGACGGACUGGUGGCGCGUGCUGCACCUCACCACGCGGCGGGAGGGGCUCGUGCCUGUCAACUUCGUGGCAGAAGAAAGCUCUGUCGAGUGCGAAGAGCAAUCUCAACAUUCCAGUUGGUUCUUCCCCACCGUUUCGAGAAAGGAAGCGGACAAGCUCCUACUAGCUGAGAGCAAUCCCCGGGGUACCUUCCUCGUGAGGCCCGCGGAACACAACCCCCACGGGUUCAGUCUCAGCGUGAAAGACUGGGAGGAGGGCCGUGGAUACCAUGUGAAGCACUACAAGAUCAAGCCCCUGGACAAUGGCGGGUUCUAUAUCGCCACCAAUCAGACCUUCCCGAGUCUACCGGCGCUUGUCAUGUCGUAUACAAAGAACGCGCUAGGCCUCUGCCACGUGCUGGCGCGGCCCUGCCCCAAGCCCGAGCCGCAGAUGUGGGACCUCGGGCCAGAGUUACGGGACAAGUGGGAGAUACCCCGGAGUGAGAUUCAACUGAUACGGAAGCUUGGACAAGGGAACUUCGGAGAGGUGUAUUAUGGAAAAUGGCGGAAUAAUAUUGAGGUCGCCGUGAAGACGCUGCGAGAGGGCACCAUGUCCACGCAAGCGUUCCUGCAGGAGGCAGCUAUCAUGAAGAAGUUCAGGCACAAGCGACUAGUGGCUCUCUACGCGGUGUGUUCGACGCAGGAACCCGUCUACAUAGUCCAAGAGUACAUGAGCAAAGGCAGUCUCCUAGAAUUCCUCAGAAACGGGGAGGGCAAGUUCCUACACUUCGAAGACCUAGUCUACAUCGCCGCGCAAGUCGCCUCCGGCAUGGAAUACCUCGAAUCCAAACUCCUCAUACACAGGGACUUGGCCGCCCGAAACGUUCUAAUAGGCGAGAACAACAUAGCGAAAAUAUGCGACUUCGGUCUCGCGAGAGUCAUAGAAGACAACGAAUACUGCCCCAAACAAGGAUCGCGGUUCCCGGUCAAAUGGACCGCGCCCGAGGCGAUCAUCUACGGAAGAUUCUCGAUCAAAAGCGACGUCUGGUCGUACGGCAUACUUCUCAUGGAGUUAUUCACGUACGGACAGAUCCCGUACCCCGGUCUGCACGGGAAGGAGGUGAUCGAGCAGGUGGAGCGCGGGUACCGGAUGCCGAAGCCGGUGGGCCACUGUCUCCCGGACGACAUCUACCGGCUCAUGCUGCAGUGCUGGGACGCCAUCCCGGAGAAGCGGCCCACCUUCGAGUUCCUCAACCACUACUUCGAGUCCUUCACGGUCACCAGUGAGAUACCGUACAGAGAAGUGCAGGACUAGUGCUUAGGUGCUGUGAUAUAGUAGUUAAAUAGUGCGAGACUGUGUAAGGUCCUUAGCGAAUCGUGGAACCGUGGCACGGACGCUCCCGGUGCCUGCGGACGCUGCGGUUUCAUCCUUUUAGUAUUUUUAUACUCGAAAGCGUUAUAACAAUACAGGAAUGAGUGAGCUUGUCGUUUUUAUUCGCCGGCUUCCGUUUCCGAGCCGCGUGCGACGGUCGAUUACGAAAUUACGCAUAAGUCCACUAAAAUAUUUUAAGAGUAUAGCUGUGCAAAUUUUAACUUUUAUUUUCUUAUUUAUUAGCGACGGUAGCUUUACGGGCGCACGUAGUAUUGUUUUGCAUUUUGUACAAAUGAGAAUGUUCACUAAAACGUAAGCAAUAAGAUUAAAAACGAUAUAAAAUGUUAACACGAUAUUUUUCAUAUUCUAAAAUGGUAUGUGAUACAUUAUCACUUAAGGCACGACACUACAGUAAUUAAAUUAUGAAAAAAAAACUAAUAAAGAUCUCAAAACACGCCUCAUUCAUAUUUCAAAUGUUCUCAUCAUGCCGACUUCUGUUGUCCAUCUUUUUUGCACAUUAAUUUUAAUGUACACACAUUGUAAACCUGUAUUGCGUACAAAUUAAAAAUACUGCCAAGUCUUUAUAAUAAAUCAAAUAUAUACUCGCUCCUUUGCCAUUGUAAGCGAUUUACAGUUCAAGUCACAUGUGCAAUAAUGAUCAGUUUUGUCCGCAAAGGAGUGCUCUAAUGUAAAAAGACAAAUUAAUGACCCUAGCUUUAGGACCAUAUACCAAAGAGAUUGUACAUUGUGAGCGAAUGGUAGACGUAGAGGGGAGGUAUUUAAUUUCUAGCAUAGUUAGAACUUGUGACCUGUGUAACUUUAAUAUAAUUUGACCAAUUAUCUAUUGACAUGUAACAAUUGUAAAAUAUUAACUAAUUUCAAUUUAAAUGACUGAUCAUUGAUCUUAAUGUUGGUUACCUAAUGUAACUAAUUUCGUUGUUCUACACUUACGCCUGGCCACUCGCUGUGGUUUUUUUAGUCAGCUCUGCUGUACGAUUUGCAGUCAAUUUUGUCACGUGUAAGACUGCCUUUAUACUUGGCAUGUAUAGCAAAGUAGGUAAAAUCGCGGCGGUGUGCGAGUGCCCUAACGAGUAUUGAACCCUUGCUUUAGUCACUUAAUCAUCUCAUCAUCUUAGGAAGUGUAUAAAGCCAAUGAAAAAUAGUGUCUUAAAUAACAUUCCAAAUAUUCAAACACGUUAAAUUUCGACACUUUUGUAUGAAAAUUGACUAGAUUUUUAAGAUUUUGUACAUACAAUGAAAUAAAUGUCAUUGAUAUAAAA
Molecule: messenger RNA, 3249 nt
Organism: Leguminivora glycinivorella
Lineage: Eukaryota; Metazoa; Arthropoda; Insecta; Lepidoptera; Tortricidae
Gene: Src64B
Product: tyrosine-protein kinase Src64B
Exons: 7
Coding region: 323-1912 (529 amino acids)
Biological process (GO): cell differentiation; cell surface receptor protein tyrosine kinase signaling pathway; protein phosphorylation
Cellular component (GO): extrinsic component of cytoplasmic side of plasma membrane
Molecular function (GO): ATP binding; non-membrane spanning protein tyrosine kinase activity; signaling receptor binding
Source: RefSeq, a predicted model, not a curated record